AAUAAAAAAAAAAAUAAAAAUAAAAACACAUCUUCAUGGCUCCAAAACAAAAAGCGACCGAGGUAGGAGGCAAUUCCAAUGCAGGAGGGAAAUCAGGCAACCAUUCUAAUGAUCACAAAGGAAACUCUGAGAGAGGUCAGGGACACGCUAACGGGAACUUGGCUGCCGAGCGUGGAGGUUCUGGAAGCUCAGGCCUAGGAGGAAGCGACCGUCCAGCAUCGACAGCUGGAGGUAUAAGCGGAGACAAGGAGAAAAAUCCCAGCAGUGGAAGCGGAGCGAGCGUAAAACGGAGAGCAGAAGCACCCCUUAUCACUGUCGAGUUUGCAGACAUGGAUAUUGCAGCACUACGUCGGUACUGUAGAUUGAAUAAACUAAAACCAAAAUCGAAAUCGCGCGAUGAUCUUGCAGCUGCAGCAACUAAGCAUUGGAACACUAUAACCGCCAAGGAAGUUGACAGCGUUGCCUAUUUUCUCUUCGCUGUGAAGCAUCGUCAUAACACCCUAAAAUUGACUAUGCCUUUGCCAUGACAUGGUCGCUAUAUCGGCCAUGUCACGCAGUUUUCGCAAGGCCAGACAACCCACUGUAUCUCCAAAGUGGUUGUUCAAGAUAUGUAGCUGCUUUUAAUAACCUUGAUUACUUUUUCAAUUAGCACCUUAAAAACUUAAUUUUACAAUCGACUAAAAAACCGAAUCUUCACCUUUGUGAAAGUAGUCCUGAUUACAGAAGAAUAUCAUUAAGACAUGUUUUAGAACGCCACCAAUACAGUCUACACUACAGCUUUUCGACGCUCUGGCUGCUGUCUGGACUAUCCUCAUCUUUUUAAACAACCUGUUUCUUUCCUCACAAAUCAAACAGAAGACAUGUCCCAAUAAACAAUACAG
Lobosporangium transversale is the source of this 881-nucleotide messenger RNA. RefSeq lists its product as hypothetical. Bases 36 to 527 code for a protein of 163 amino acids. The record is from RefSeq and is a predicted model, not a curated record. Lineage: Eukaryota; Fungi; Mortierellomycota; Mortierellomycetes; Mortierellales; Mortierellaceae. Gene Ontology annotation, molecular function: protein binding; transcription coregulator activity. The transcript is spliced from 3 exons. Gene Ontology annotation, biological process: regulation of DNA-templated transcription. Gene Ontology annotation, cellular component: histone deacetylase complex.